Symbiodinium pilosum is the source of this 1094-nucleotide messenger RNA. The record is from the annotation of a GenBank genome assembly. Lineage: Eukaryota; Dinophyceae; Suessiales; Symbiodiniaceae.
GCCCGUCAGAAGAUUCAGAAGACUCCGGCAGCGAUGGGCUCAAAGUUCAGUUCACCGACACCGACGGAGAUGUAGUCCUACUUCGGGUGGAGGAUGAUCAUGUUGCUGAAUAUGUAAACGGUGAGCCCGAGUUGGAACGUGUGGAGCGCUUUGAGAUCGACAUGGAAAAGCGUAUUUACCAUGACGAUUCGGGAGAAGGUCGUUUUGAAGAUGCGGAAGACAUCAAGGAGAUUGAUGUGAAAGUCAAGGAACUUUUCGCAGAAGCAUCGCGAGCUGCACUGACGAAGCCCAAGCGGGUGAAGAACUACACGAAACCCAAUAUCCUUCUGCUUGGUCCAACUGGCAGCGGAAAGACGUACUUGUUGCGAAAUCUGGCGGAUCUGAUUGGGGUGCCAUUCGUGAAAGCAGACGCGACCAAGUUCACAGAGACUGGAUAUGUUGGACGUGAUGCUGACGAGGUCAUGAGUGAAUUGCUUCAAGCCGCUGAUGGUGAUGUCGAGCUUGCCCAGGUGGGCAUCGUCUAUGUGGACGAGAUCGACAAGGUUUGUUCUGAGGGAGCUGGGCGCACCUCCUCCUUCAGGCGGGCUACACAAAGCACGUUCUUGAAGCUCAUGGAGGACACGGAAGUGACUGUGGGCUCUCAAGGACCAAGACUUGUUCUUGGCGGCCUGGGCGGAGACAAGGGCACGAAGAUGUCAACAAGGCAUGUGCUUUUUGUCUUCUCCGGCGCCUUCAGCCAGCUAGAUGAGAAGCUGAAGGAGGAUCACAUUCGCGACAUGAAGGGCUUUGGCUUUACUGCAGAAAAUGGUGGGAAGCCUGAAGACGUCAAGUCGAUGCUUCACAAGGCAGACACUGAAGAACUCGUGAAAGCUGGCAUGGAGAGGGAGUUUGUUGGUCGCUUGCCGGUGCGCGUUGCACUUCAAGCCCUGUCAGACGAAGACCUCUUCCAGGUACUGACGACAGCGGAAGAUGGCGCAACUUCUCAGCUCGUAGAUGAUUUCCGACGCUACGGGAUUGAGCUUCGCUUCACAGAGGAGGCACUGCGCACUGUCGCAAAGAAAGCUGCCACGGAGGGCACAGGCGCACGCGCCCUC